Molecule: messenger RNA, 882 nt
Organism: Eimeria mitis
Lineage: Eukaryota; Apicomplexa; Conoidasida; Eucoccidiorida; Eimeriidae
Exons: 3
Coding region: 1-882 (293 amino acids)
Source: RefSeq, a predicted model, not a curated record
AUGACGGCGCAGUCAGCGUCCAAAGACGCAGCAGAGCGAGCUGCGGAAGACGCAUCCCUGGGGCUGCUGCCGGCGCAGCAGCAGCAGCAGCUGGAGCAGCAGCAGCAGCAGCAGCAGCAGGAGCCGGUGCAGCAGCAGCAGCCUUCUAACUUGACGAGGAGCUCCACACUGACAUCAACAGCAGCUGCCCCACCAGAAGAAACACCGCAGCAGACAAUGCAGCAUCCGUCUCAGCAGCAGCAGCAGCAACAGCAACAGCAGCACCACCAGCAGCAACAGCAGCAGCAGCAGCACCACCACCACCUCCAGCAGCAACAACAGCAGCAGCAGCAGCAGCAGGAGGUGUUUGGUAUCCUGACAUGGAACGUGGCUGGGUGGCGUUCGGCUGUUGCGGCGCUGCGGCGAGAUUUUUCGUCGAUCGAAAAUUUUCUACAAAAAAUGCACUGCGACUUUCUCUGUCUGCAGGAAGCAAAGACAGCAGCAAAACUGCUGCAGGAGGAUCCCCGAGCUGUUGGGGCGACGCUGAGGGGCUUCGACACCUUCUGGUGCUGCUGCGCCACGCAGGCAAGAAGAGGACUCAUGGGGCAGACGCCCAGCCCUUCAGCCGCUUCCUACCCCCCAUACAUGCAACAGCAGCAGCAGCAGCAGCAGCAGGAGCAGCAGCAGAAGCAGGAGCAGCAGCAGCAUCAACAGCAGCAGCACCUAGAGAAGCAGCCACAGGAGUGGGAGCAGCAGACAGCAAAACAGAUACCCCAGAAGGGGCUGCAGCAGCAGCAGAAACAGCAGCAGAAACAGCAACCGGAGACACUGCAGCAACAGCAAACGCAGCAGCAGCAGCAGCAGCAGCAGCAGCAACAACAGCAGCAGAAGUGGAAUUGUUAG